Molecule: messenger RNA, 1050 nt
Organism: Alternaria metachromatica
Lineage: Eukaryota; Fungi; Ascomycota; Dothideomycetes; Pleosporales; Pleosporaceae
Exons: 2
Coding region: 1-1050 (349 amino acids)
Source: RefSeq, a predicted model, not a curated record
AUGACUCGCACGGCCGGUCCUUGGUGUUUACGCAGCUCACUGCCACCGCCGCCGACUCUGUACGCCCCGGCCGAAAAGGCCUCUUGCGCUACGCCCCAGCCCACGUACUCUGACCAAGAGAACAGUGUGCCCGCGGGUCUGUUGCCUGCGGUCCUGUCGCCGCGUCGUGCCCGGCGAGAGCCUCUGGCCGUCAGGGAAUCCUCCACCGCAGCCGCCAAUGUGGACGACAUGGCGUGGCUCGCUCAGCCAGACGAAUCCCCAGUGCCGUCGCUCGGUCUGCGCCGCGGACCCGAGUAUGUGGCUCCUCAUCUGCGCCCUCGACGUGUGGGCAAGGGCAAUGAGGUGGUCGUCUACGAGCCGCCUGCUCUCGCCGGCCCAGGCCCGAUGGUCCUCCGUAGCGAGUCUCACCGCAUAUCGUACGUGCUUCCUGUCUUGCCGUCGAACAGAGCCGCCUGUACUAACCAGCCUCCUAGCAGUACGACGGCACCCCGGCGGCGCAAGCCUCGCAAGAGGAAGACGGCCUGGCCCAAGGCCAGUGAGAUGAAGGCCAUUCCUGGCUUCGACGAUGUCGACAACCUGCUCACCACCGCGGUAGAGGGUCUCGCCAACGACACGACCGAUCUGCGCCCCGCGAGGGACGACCACUGGCGGCCCAACCCCGAGACCUGGCCAGUCCACGCCCACUCCACCGCCACCGAAUGGGAACAGCGCAUUGCGCGGUGGCGAGACGGCCAGCCCCUUGAGUGCACGCAGUCUGGCUCGGUCUCCCUCUCCGCCAACAGCUUCCGCGAGGGCAAGGAGCUGGCACCCCGCUACUGGGUUGACGCUCCGAGCGAACCUUGGAAGGCCACCCAGCGCAAGGAGCCGGGUCAUGGAGUGCGUUGGAUGCGCCCGAGGAAGACACCGCCCCGCCUGUGCCUUGGUGGGAUCGAUAUGAAGACGAAGAGGCUCCCCACGGCCAUGGGCUUGCGCCGGUGUUUCUUCGCACUCUGCCGGUUCCUGACGCACGAGUCGACUCGGAAGAGGACCGCUGGCCUGGUGUGUCUUUGA